Molecule: messenger RNA, 3631 nt
Organism: Stegodyphus dumicola
Lineage: Eukaryota; Metazoa; Arthropoda; Arachnida; Araneae; Eresidae
Product: cytosolic carboxypeptidase-like protein 5
Biological process (GO): proteolysis; protein deglutamylation
Molecular function (GO): metallocarboxypeptidase activity; zinc ion binding
Source: RefSeq, a predicted model, not a curated record
UCAUCGGAAGGGAACAAAGUUGAAUUGUUAACGGUGACAUCCUGUAAAGGACUCACAAUGGAAAGAGAAAAAAAACUGCCAGAUUUAUUUCCUGAUGAUACUAAGCCAAGAUGUCAUAUUUUCGAAAAUAAGAAGUUAAUGUUGUUCAGAGAAGACUCAUGCCUUGAAACACAUCGUCAUUUGUACCCCAGGCUCCGAAAAAAGUUUGAAGUUUUUCUGCACACUCAGAAGCCAUCGAGUAUAUUUGGGGGUGGUUCAGCUUAAAAUUCUUCACAUUCAUCAUUAUCAUCGUUGUUUUCAUUAUUUUGUAUCAUCUGCUUUAAUUUCAGCUACAAUAUCCUUGGGAGUAGGUAACUAGGAAGUGAUAUUAUUGGCAUCAGCAGACACAUAAUUUUAAAAUUCUUCUUUAUUUGUUUCUAAAUUUUCAGUGACCUCUACUUCCUUUUCUUUCUCAGUGAUUUGCCCCUCUUGUGAAAUGUCCAGUCCAGCCUUACAGAAGCGAGUGGUAAUGCAAAUUGACGUAAUGUUUUCCAAUGCAUCAUUCAUUAAAAAUGUAUUACUUCGAGUACAACCAUUUAAAGUUGUUCCUAUUUUUUGUCUCCUGUCAAAAAGCAUCAAAACAAAUGCUUAUGAAAAUUUGAUUUAAAACUUCUGAUGAUCUCUUGGACCAUAGGCUGUAUAAUGCUUGUAGAAUUCAAUGGUACAAAUUCAAUCCUGAUCAUUCUGCAAGACAAAAAAGGCUGCCAUCACAUGUUCGCAAGAUUUAUGACUCAUCACUAACUUUCGGUUAAAUCAGAAUGUUAAAGAAAUUUUUCCAAGAAAGGAUUAGCGGAGCUGGAAAGGUGGAAGUCAAUAGAUAUUUUAUGAGUCACAUAAAUAUUGCUCGCUAUAACCAGGGUUUGAUCAUUAAAAUCAAGUUAUGCCUCCAUAGACUUAACGUUGAACCAACCAAGUAUUUUUUAUUUAUAAAUUCGGGUUCUUGUUAUUAUCUAUAUCUUUAAAUAUUUCAUUUAGUUUUUUAAUUUUCUCUGAUUAAUCUGACAGAUUUCAAAAUAUUGUCAUUCUUAAAUUUCUUUACUUUUAAUUUUCAUUUUUAAACUUGCUAAUUCCAAACAAUGUUCAUAAAAUCUCAGUUCUAUCAGAUAUUUUUACAGAAUUUGAUCUGCUAUCUUCCACUUAAAUUGUUUAAACAUGAAUUUAAAACUUAAAGUGCUUCUAUAUAAUUAAAAUUUUGGAUUAAUUUUUACUGUCAAAAAAUCAAUUGAUGAUGAUAUUUUGAAAUUAUUUUAGAUUGAUUGAAAAAUUCGCUAUUUUUUCUGUAUGUAAUUUUGUUUAAAGAAGAAUCUAAACAUGUUAAAGAGAAAUGAAGUGGGAAAAGAGAACUGUGAGACUCAGUAACUUUCAGUAAGAGAUAGUACUAUGGUUAUAAAAAGAAGCUAAAAGAAAAAAAAUAGUAGUAAGGUUAUAUUCAUUAGCAGCAGGGUCCAUCCUGGAGAAACUCCUUCUAGUUUUGUGUUUAAUGGAAUGCUUCAUUAUUUAAUAGGUUCUAAGGACAGCAUUGCUAAUCGCCUCAGGAAUCUUUUUGUGUUCAAAUUAAUACCCAUGUUAAAUCCUGAUGGUGUUUUACGUGGACAUUAUAGAGCUGAUAUACAGGGUUUGAAUCUCAAUCGUAUUUAUAUGAUAGCUAACUUUCAGCAACAUCCAUCUAUAUAUGCUGCACGAACUCUUCUUCUUCAUUAUCACACAAGUUACUCGACGCCCAGUGGUUCAACUGACAUAAGAAAGAAUUAUGUAAAGAAAUCUAGAAGUAGUCAAGUAAAUACGAACUUUAGACGAAUCGAAAGAAAUCCGCCCUCUUUUACUUCUAAAAGAUUGCCCAAAGAUUUAUUGAACCAGGCUAAAACGUCUUUGCGGAAGCACCCUUUGCAUGCUUGUGAUACUUUAACUAGGAACCUAAACUUCUUUUCAUCAGUUCCUGUUAUGCUACCUUUAGUGACUAAAAGCCAAAGUACUGUAUGGGGUCCAAGUGGCCUUGGAGUUGAUGGAAAUUCACCUAAAAAGUCAAAAAAGCUUUCUACUUUAAGAGUGACAAAAGCAGCCAGCCUUAGUGUUUCUAUGGAAGACAUGAAAGAAGGUGAGAGUUCUUUGGAUCCAUGCAGUGAAUGCAAGCUGCCUGAUUAUCCAUCCAAAAAGAUAAAUCUUGAAAGUGACUCAUCGUGCAAUUGUAUUGAAGCAAGCGAUGCUGAUGAUUCAUCUUCCUUUGAUUGUGAAAUGCGAUUAGGAGAAGGAGAUGCUUCUAAGUUAUUGAAAGAUGUUCCAUGUUUGAAACCUGAGGAGAGUGGAAUAGCAUAUUAUUUCGAUUUGCAUGGACAUGCCUCUAAAAGAGGUUGCUUUAUCUAUGGAAACUAUUUUCCUGAUGUUGAUAAAAUGGUUGAGUGUAUGUUUCUGCCAAAACUUAUGUCCAUCAAUUGUCCUUAUUUUGAUUUCUCUGCGUGUAAUUUUUCUGCCGAGAAUAUGUAUUCUGGGUCCAAUUCAAACAUUCAGAGCAAAGAAGGAAGUGGACGUGUUUCUUUAUAUGUACUCACUGGAAUUAUUCAUAGUUAUACUUUAGAAUGCAAUUACAAUACAUGUCGUUAUAAUGCUAAUCAAAAAAGACCUAAGCGAUCAAAUGACGUGCCUUCUCAAGUUUUCUUCACUCCUGAAAUUUAUCACCAGAUAGGGGAAUCAUUAUUGGUUUCAAUUUUGGAUGCGUCUGGCCAUAAUCCUAAAUCUCAGAUAAGCAAUUCUCCUUUCCUAUCAGUCCAAGGGGUAAAAGAAUGGUUAAGACAGCAUGCUCAGUCUCUUAGAGGAAGGUGUACUUCUGGUUAUGUAAGAAAAUAUGUACCUCUGACAAGAGCCAGAUCCCAAGAAAAAGUUUCUACGAGAUCAUUGGCUAUUGGAAAAUCACCACCUCUAUCUGCUUCUUCUAAAAAAGCAUUGCAAAGAGAGUCCUCUUCAAGCACUGCUAAUCUGUCAUCAAAUGCUUCCGAUACUGAAGGCAAAAUUGCUGUUGCUGGAAGGGUUACUCGGUCUAGAACAAUUCGAGGAACUGCUUCUUUGUUGUCUUCUCCUGUCUCACGACGGCCAACGACCCUUCAGAGAAGACACACCUUUGCCCAAGAUCUUACCCACAAGUCAUUUCGAAAACCCAUUACCCCAAAAGCAAGCCCAUCAACCUGAUGUCAGUAGUUGCUUAUGUUAGUCACUCUCUUGAAAUGUAAUGUACAGUGACCUACACUCUUUGUUAUUCUGUUUUAUGUGUAGAUUACUUUCAUGCAUUCCAUUCAGAUCUUGUACAUUUUAAUAAUGGCAUGUUUGAUUCAUAAAGAUGUUUAAUAAAUUGAAAAUGUUAUGCAUUUAAGUACCCAGAAUGUAGUUAAAAUUUUAUCACAAGAAAUGACUCUAAAUUUAUGUAUGUAAAAGCAAAUAUUAAUAACGAAAGAGUUAAGAAUUGAAAGAACGAAUUUCAUUUUUCAUUUGUAUAUUUUUGUAAUUAAAGAUGGAUUUAGUCAAGUGUUAAUACUUUUUUACUGAACUAAUAUCAGUUGUUAAAUAAAAAAUUUUAUUGUGAAAUAAAACAAGAAAUAAUCUA